GAAAUUAUGAGCUUUCUGAAGAAGAAAAAUUUUAUUUCUUCACUUCAAGAACACGCAAAUAUCCAAAUGGGAGCCGUGCAGCUCGUGCUGCUGGCGGUGGAUAUUGGAAAGCCACAGGGUCUAAAAAGAAAAUUUACAAUGAUGAUGAUGAGCUAGUGGGAGUGAAAAAAACCUUGGUAUACUAUAGAGGAAACGCUAAAGAAAAUGAUGGUGUAAAGACUGACUGGAUAAUGCAAGAAUAUAUAAGUGAGAUCACAACUUGCAAGCCUGGUGAUUCAAUGAAGCUUGAUGAUUGGGUCUUAUGCUGCAUUCAUAAGAAAAGAGGUGCUGUAGACAAUCCUCACAAGCUACAGAAAGUUUCUCAAGCUCAAUCAGACAUGCCAACCGAACAAGAUGCAAAUAAUAAUCAAAGCUAUCAGACUUUUAUUGACUCAAAUGGUGGCUAUGGUAAUGCCAUUAUGGUACAACAAUUAGUAGCAGCAUCAGGCAUGCAAAUUACUGAAUUUAAUGGUAGUAUGGUCCCAUCAUUAGCAGCAGAACCAAGUGUGCAAAUUACACCAAGCAUGCAAUUAACUGAACUUAAUGAUAUGGUCGCACCAUCAGCAAUAGCACCAGGCGAGCAAAUGAUUGGUUCUAAUGGAAUGCUACAACAAUUAGAAGUAGCAACAAGGAUGCAAAUGACUAAAUUUAAUGGUAUGUUCCAGCCAUCAGCAAUAGCACCAAGUGGGCAGAUGAUUGAUUUUAAUAGAAGGAUACCACAAUUAGGAGAAGCCUAUGCUGAGCUAAUGGAUAAUCAUGGUUGCAUAGUACAAAAACCAGCAAUAUCUCCAACUGAGCCGAUGAUUGAUUUCAAUUAUAUGGCACCACGAUUUGCAGCAGCACCAAUCGAACAAAUGAUUGGCUUCUAUGAUAUGACACAACUCCCUAAAAUUACUGAUUUCAAUGCUAUGAGACAACCAUCACCACCAAUGAUCGAACAUAAUGGGAUCAUGAGCAUCCGCAAUAAUCAUUCAACCGGGCAAGGUUUCCAACAGAACUUGAGCAAUGCAAUGAUAUCUGGCAAAGAUCAU
Elaeis guineensis (African oil palm) is the source of this 1070-nucleotide messenger RNA. RefSeq lists its product as uncharacterized. NCBI's taxonomy places the organism in Eukaryota, Viridiplantae, Streptophyta, Magnoliopsida, Arecales, Arecaceae. The record is from RefSeq and is a predicted model, not a curated record.